GACGGAGCGUGCAAAGAGGAUGGACUCUGCAGGAGAAGAAGCGUCCCUGAAUUCACCUGAGCUGCCCUGGAACCAGCUCUAUUUGAAGAGAAGGACCGAGUCCAGGAUCCUGUUCAGGAGGAGAGUGUGCUUCACUGGCCCUGCUGCUGCUGCUUUUACUGUGGUAUUGGCAAUCCUCAUACUGGCUGCUGGCAGUGUGAGCAGCGACAGUGAGUUUGUGAAAGUCUCACGCUCAAUGAACUGUACUGAGGGGCAGGACUGUAUCCUGAGCUGCUCUUUCGACUACACAGCUGGAGGCUGGGAUGAGAAGUCAGCUGUGAUCUGGAGAAGAGCAGAAACGGACCACAUCGUUCAUGGUUACUAUAACAACAGGGACCAGCUUAACAAUCAGCUCCCUCAGUAUGUGAGCAGGACCAGCCUGUUUGAUUCUGAGCUGCAGCGCGGGAACGCUUCACUGCUGCUGAGAAGAGUCAGGGAGGGAGAUGCUGGAGAAUACAAGUGCUCUGUUAAUGCUCCCAGACUGCAUGGGUUGGGCCUGACUGAGGUAGUCGUGGUUCCGGCUCAACCCACAACAGCACCAGCUCAUGUGACAGUCCCGAGCUCAGUGAAGUGUACUGAGGGGCAGGACUGUAUCCUGAGCUGCACCUUCUACUACACAGCCUGGGAUGAGACGUCAGGUGUGAUCUGGAGAAGAGCAGAAACGGACCACAUUGUUCACAGUUACUAUAAGAAUACAGACCAGCUUGCCCAUCAGCUCCCUCAGUAUGUGAACAGGACCAGCCUGUUUGAUUCUGAGCUGCAGCGCGGGAACGCUUCACUGCUGCUGAGGAGAGUCAGGGAGGAAGAUGCUGGAAAAUACGAGUGCUCUGUUUACACUCCUAGACUGUCCGGGUCGGGCCUGACUGAGGUAGUCGUGGUUCCGGCUCAACGACACGCCUGGUGGGUUUCAGGAGCAGUUCUUCUUUGUGUGAUUGCAGGGCUCUGUGUCGGUCUGUGGCUCUAUAAAAGACGCGCAGGUCACAGGUGAAAGUCCAACAAGGCUUCUAGUCCAGCACAGGCAGUGUUGUUAUCAGAGGUGAUCGAGGAGCCCAGUGAAGUCAGACCGCUUCCAUGCACUGCUCAGUAUACCCAGUUUAAUACAAGCUCCCAAAACUAAAUAGUCACUUUCAAUUAGGAAACGUGAUCAGUGUUGAAGAGAAAUUUUAAAAAUCACAUUGUUUCCGAGUCAAUUGCACUAUAAUCUGUACUCUCGUUGUCUUUGCACAAUAUUGGAACAAUCCAGCAAAGAGAUACAGUAGUUUAUUCAACAUGACAUUAACCUCUUCAGCUCCAGGAUGCACAUCAAAGGAAAGAGCACUUGCAGUACCACGCCCUGCCUGCGCACGUCAAGGUUUGCCGUCUGUUCUCUGGGGUUUUUAUUUUCAAUCUGAUCUCUUUGUAUUCAUGCUCUGAGGCAGGGUUAGUGUGUGUGUUUUGAAGUCGGGGAGGAGAGAUGGAAAUCAUCAGGUGACUUUAUUAUCCAGUUGUGUUCCGUGCACAAAUCCCUCUCUAUCUGUGAAGACAUUGACAAGAGCUGGAGACGAUCAACGAUCUCAAGUAUAUACAGAGUAUUUCAUGGUAUUAUUUCUGCAGUUUUGCUUGUCUACCUUUAUUUUAUAUUCGUAUUUGAUUGCAAACUCCAGAAAUGUGGCGGCCUGUUACAUUAUACGAAGUAUGUAUUGUCAGUGAAUUUUUUUUUCUUAUGUGAAAACCACAUAAUAAACACAACUCAAGAAAGAAAUCUAUAUAAAAAAUCAGAAUCAAUUCUACAAUCAUCCUCUUGAACCUUCUUUUUAUUAUUUUGUAUUUGUUUUGUAUUAUUAUUAUUAUUAUUAUUAUUAUUAUUAUUAUUAUUAUUAUUAUUAUCAUUAUUAUUAUUAUUAUUAUUAUUAUUAUUAUUAUGAUUCAUGAUUGUAGCGGGUGCUGCUGAUUUUAUUAUAUUCAAUGAACAUUAGGGCUUGAUUUGUUAAAAUACCCUGUUUUAGAUGCUUAAUUAGCGUUGCUGAUCAACACCAUCAACAGGUGCUGUGGAUUGGGAGAUUACGAAAUGAUUAGCUUACCUUUAAAAGUGCCAUAGCGUUUGUCAUUUCAGAGUAGCGCACACUUUCCACUGAGCUGUUUUCCCGGGUGUCUGUCUGAUGUUUGUUUGAUGAGUGGAGAUAGAUCAGUUACAUUAUCUGUUUUUCCCAGCGUGAUUCAUUGUUAUUUUGAAUUAUUUUUAAUCAUGACUUUAAUUUUAGUUCCGGUAUUUGUAGGGCGGGCCAUGAUAAAGAUGUUUGAAUCCAGACUCGCCUGAGGU
Messenger RNA from Acipenser ruthenus (sterlet), 2338 nucleotides. Its product is annotated as CD276 antigen homolog. The record is from RefSeq and is a predicted model, not a curated record. Lineage: Eukaryota; Metazoa; Chordata; Actinopteri; Acipenseriformes; Acipenseridae. The transcript is spliced from 2 exons. Bases 20 to 1027 code for a protein of 335 amino acids.